CCCUUUCAAACAAAAUUUGGAAUCGCUCAUGCAGGACUGAUUUUGGAUUUCACGUUUCGAGGACACCCUGUCCCAAGACUCAAGAGCGGCCGGAUCAGUGGGUUAGGACUACUUUCUCUUUCUGUGCGUAGACCACUGCAGUUGAUCAGGCAUCUGCAUCAUUGCUACCGUACAUGCAGCGGGAGUUGCAUCUUCAUGAUGGCCACGCUUGACGCAGCUUCCAGCCUUGUCGAUACAGACAAAAGAGGAGAAGCACUGCCUGUGAUCGACUGCCUGGGCGACGAUCUGCUGUGCUUGGUGCUGGGGCGCUUGAGCACGCGGCCGCUGCUGCAGUCUCCCGCGCUGGUCUGCAAGCGCUGGUCGCAGCUGUGCAAGGCGCUGGUCACUGUAUUCUCCCCCCCUCGCUUCCUGGCAAAACUACCCGCGUCCAAGAGCAGCACCUGGCUGCACCUACGUGGCCCCGAGGCGGCGCGGAUAGUGGAGCGCCAUGCAGCCACUCUUGAGACGCUGGACCUGCGCUACCUGGGGGCUGCAGCCAAGCACAGCCCGAGUAGCGAAGAACGAAUCCUUCUCCCCCGCCUGCCGCGCCUGCGCACCAUGGUCCUCCCUGCGCUGGAGUUCGGCCGCCAGCUCGAUCUGACGGUCCUGCCCCGCAGCCUCACCACACUGCGUUUCGCUUUUGAACCCCACUCCUACGCCACCCCGGCCGCCCUGCCCACCUGCGCCUGGUGCUGGCUCGACAACGCCGGCCUGCGCACAAUCCGCGAGCGGUGCCCCAACCUGGAGAGUGUGGCAUUUGGGGUUUGCCAUGAUCGCAUCACCACGACGGACACACGCCCCUUCCUGGCGGCCCUCUCCCCCACCCUCAAGACUGUCUCCCUCCAGUACGGUGAGGUGGAGGGGGUCCAGGACCGUACGCUGCGCCUGUGGGACGAUCUAGCCUUUAUCCUCCGCACAUGCCAGUGCCUCGAAAGUUUGGAAGUACAGGGCCCGGUGUUCCGCCUCUAUCCCGAGAUCUCUGGCUGGGCAGACGGGCCAACACGUGAACCCCCGGCUCUGUCGUUCCCACCGCGGUUGCGUGAGCUGCGGCUGCUGGAGCAAGGGGAUACGCGCAACCGUUUCACUCAGUACGGGCUGCGCCUGCUUGAGCCGGCAGUGCGUGCGCAAGGCCACCAGCUGCACGCCUUCCAGGCCAGCGCAAACCAGAUCGAUGGGCCUGAGCGUUGGGACUGGUCGUGGACCCCCAACCUGCGCGUGCUGGACUGGGGCAACACGUUCUGGAUGCGCGCCUCCAACAUCCGAUUCUCCAAGAGGGCGGCCCGGAGCCUUCUAGAGACUCUGCUUCUGCUCCCCCGGUUGGAGCGGGUUGUGCUGGCGGAUGCCACCGACGAGAUGCUGGUGGCGCUCGGGCAGCACUGCCCGCGCCUGCGCGAGAUCCACAUCCAUGGCCCAGAGUUCGCUUUGCGGCCGGUCGAGGGGCUUCCCCGGUACCCGCGGGUGGAGGAGGUGACCAACCGGGGUGUCAUCGCGCUCGCAGAGGGCUGCCCCCACCUUCGCGUGGUCGACGUCGGCCACAGCCUCGUGAGCGUGGGGGCGGUGCGCGCGCUGGCCUUCCACUGCCGGGAACUGCAAGUGCUGAUUCUUACCGGCUGCCGGCCCACCCCGACGCUGCCCGGCAUUGCGGACGACGCGGUGGUGGCGCUGCUGCCCCGCCUCGGCUCGUGCCUGCACCUGCUCGACCUGGCGGGCACCGGGGUCACGGCCGCCGCGCUCCAAGCAAUCGCCGACUGGGGACAGGAGCAUCCGUUCCCGCUGCGCGUCCUGGUGCUCCCCUCGCGGCCGGCCAUCCAGAAGUCGAGCUGGGCUGCGCAGCUGAAGGCGCGGCCCGGCCUGGACGUCAGGUUCGGCUCGUCGGGUAUCCGCUGGGCCGGGCUUCAUGAGAGCCCGCUCCUGGAGGACUAGUACGACGUAAGGUGUCGAUGUUAUAUAAUGAGGUGAGUAUAUCACGACGUUCGGUUCCACGCGCGCUGAUUGAGUAGAAUAUGUCGAGGAAACAUUGCAAAUCCUCGUGAUAUAUGCACGUUUGUGCAGAUCAAGGUCAAAGCAGCCGUAAUUAGCGACUGCGCAUCUGCGCAAUGCGACACUUAGCUUUGUUUCUUAGUUUCGGAAGGAGAGAUGAAAGAACAGAAGGGAUAGUAUCGCUUUGCAGCCCGAUGCCAGAGCUCAACAUUGAACAAGUCAUGAAGAUCAUUAAGGAUCCAAUGAAUGAGGAUAUAAGCCCGGGAGUCCAGUAACGUUGUGGGCCCGUAAAGAAACAAACAUAACCACAUUAAAGUCAGAGCGGUUCCGACCUGGUCUCCCUUCAAAGAAUGAAAGUUCUGCAAUGAACGUUCCAACGUCCCAAUCGAAACUGGCCAGAGCGCGGUUCCUGUCGCAAUAUCACUCUUCUGAACAUUGUGGUUCGAUUCGAAGAUCAACUUGAAUACAGUGUUAGUGGCCAGCGCUUCUACUUAAUUCAAUAAUCAU
Messenger RNA from Klebsormidium nitens, 2526 nucleotides. The record is from the annotation of a GenBank genome assembly. Lineage: Eukaryota; Viridiplantae; Streptophyta; Klebsormidiophyceae; Klebsormidiales; Klebsormidiaceae.